Messenger RNA from Episyrphus balteatus (marmalade hoverfly), 3680 nucleotides. RefSeq names its product chondroitin sulfate N-acetylgalactosaminyltransferase 2 (gene Csgalnact). The record is from RefSeq and is a predicted model, not a curated record. The transcript has 9 exons. NCBI's taxonomy places the organism in Eukaryota, Metazoa, Arthropoda, Insecta, Diptera, Syrphidae. Gene Ontology annotation, molecular function: glucuronosyl-N-acetylgalactosaminyl-proteoglycan 4-beta-N-acetylgalactosaminyltransferase activity. Bases 1341 to 3458 code for a protein of 705 amino acids. Gene Ontology annotation, cellular component: Golgi cisterna membrane.
GCAUCCUUUCCAUAAACUCGUAAUAGUACGUAGAAGACUACAGUGGCAAGGACCAUCAUCAUAACGCUCGUCGUCGUCUGUAGGAGGAAUAAACUUGCAAUCAAAAUCGCAAACAAAACCUUCGGUGCUAUUGUGAGAUUUCGUCAGUCGUACGCUAACGGUUGUUUCAUCAACACCGCACUGUUUCCGAAUUCUCUUAGUUUUUUCUCUGGAAAUUGAAAACAUAAUUUCGAAUCCUUAAAUCUAUUUCGAGGACUUUUGUGACAAUUUUUCUUGCAAUUAUUUUAGAAAAUUUUCAAAUUCGCAUUGAGUCAUUAGAAGAGUGUCCUUUGAUAAUAAUUUUUUUAGUCGACAAAAGAAAUAAAAUUGACUUGGUGAGAAACAAAAAGAAGGUCCAUGAAAUCACCCCAAGUGUGUGUUUGGCAUAAAAUCGAUUCCAUAUAAGAUAUCCUGAUGAGCCUCGUGGCAAAAUAGAAAUAAAAAAAAAAGAAAGAAAAGAAAAAUAUUCUUUGUCAAGUUUUUCUUUAUUUCCUCUCCUCUGCUCUCUCCUCCAGCCAGAGUUCGUCCUUGUGUGUAAAUUAUGAUUGAAUUAUAGCCCCGAGAAAGGUGGCAGCAGCGGGCUAAAAACCGGGCAAGAGCAAAUAAAAAUAGGCGUUCGAGAGCCAAAUCGCAGGAUCAACGAAUAUAAAUAAUAAUAAAAUUUGCUGGGAGUUUCGAAUAAAUUUAGAACUCGCGUUUUGGUCGUCCACGAGAAUCUAUUUUGGUGGAAAAAAAUCAAAGAAGAAGAAGACGGAAAGGACGUGUCGUGAGUUGGGUUUUUUUUUUUGAGUGGGUGGUGUUGUCGUGGUCCUUUUUUCGGUUCGAUUGAAGGAGUCCUUUGCCGGUUUUUUUUCUGUGAAUGGCAAGUCCAUUGUAGUCAUUUGUCGGAAGUGGUUGGGUUGCGUCAUUUUUACGUGCAAGUUGUCUUCUUUCCUUAAAAGAGGGUAGCUUUAGUUUGAUUUAAUGCCCUCAGUUAUGUGCGAAUAAAUGAACGUCGUCGUCGUCGAUAUAUCUAUCUCUAUGCCUCUGUCAUAGUCGCGUUUAUAUUGCUGCUAUGCCAUCUCUCUCCUAAUUGACAGCAAAAAUUUCUUCUUCGACGUCGUAGAAAUUCUCGUUGUGGUGGUGGAAAAAGAGGAAAUCAGCCAUAAUAUAACCGCUAAUUGGAUAAUAUUUUGAAGUUUCUAGGAAAUUAGUUUUUGUCCACUGGGGCAUCACUGCUGGAGGGAAGAAGUGAAACUGGCAUAAACAAAAAGACUCCCUAACAAAUGAUGACUACAAAAUCUGAAAAAGAAAAAUGAAAUAUGCUUCGAAUGGCAGGAUCAAAGCUGCUGGCAAAGUUACUGAUUUUAAUUUGUUCCGUAACAAUCAUAUCACUGCUAGCUUUGACGAAAUGUGGUUUUGGUGGUCUAACUGCUGAUGGUGGCUAUGAUAGUGAUGAUGAUGAAUUCAACAAAAUUCCAGUGAUAUCCGCUGUUGCCCAACACCACUCGGUGCCAGCGCCAGCAAACCAACACAAGUUGCGGAACAUCAACGCCGAAAAAACUGCAGCCGAUCAAAAGGAGUACAUCGACUUGCUGCGUCAAAAGGAGGAGGAAUACCGACAGGAAAUCACUCGACUGACAUCCGAAAUAAAAUCUCUGAAACUCCAGCUUAUCCAACUUCGAGGUAAUCAGCCAUUUAACUUUACCAACUCCGUGGCACUUGUUCCACAGUUGGAGCUACUGCAACAGCUUCCAUUGCCAAACACAACAACCACAGCAGGCGGGCAGCAGCAGCAGCAGCAGCAUCACAUCCAAACAGGCGGAGCAACUGGCUCCAUCUAUGAUUGCAGCAGUUACAUACGGAAACAAGUCGGUGCAGCAGAGAUCCUGCGGGGACUUCCUUUGAACAACGAGUACGAGUUGAUUCCAUUCAAUCAUUUCACAUUCAGCCGAGUGUAUCCCAUUGAGCUGGGACUGGGCAAACGGGUGGUAGAAAAGCCAAUUGGCUAUAAACGCAAGGAUCUCUUGGACGCACUGGGUAAGGCUAUCGAGAGUCUCAAUAGAAAUGUCAGUGGCACGACAAAUAUGGGCGCUGGAAUCAAGUAUACCCUGGAUGAUUUCACAGAGGGGAUUUACCGUAAUGAACCUACGACAGGAACACAAUAUGAAUUAUACUUUAGGACAAAAGAGCUAGCACAUAAUCCAACAAAUAGUCAUCAAUAUGGUGGCGGUGGAGGUGGUGGCAAUAGCGGAACUAGCAAUUCUGGUACAAAUGGCGGCACAACAAAAGUUGUUGUUAUGAGACCUUUUGCGCCAUUGCAAACGAUACAAAUGAUCGGCUUUCCAAAAGUCCAUGACAAAGAGUUGAUUCAUAUAAUUCUGCCGUUGUCGGGGCGAACAGCGACAUUUCAGAGUUUCAUGGAAAAGUUUGUGAAGAUUGCAUUGAAAAAUGACCGAAGGGUUCAUUUGACGGUUGUGUAUUUUGGUGAAGAUGGUUUGUCGGAAGCGAGGUCGAUUAUGAGUCGAGUGUUGGCGAUGAAGAAUAGCGGUGGAAAUUCAUCGAAUUUGAAGUUGCUAGCACUGAAUGAAACUUUUUCAAGAGCUAAAGGACUACGUGUGGGUGCUGAACGUGUUUGGGACAAGGACGACAAGAGUAAAGAUGUCCUUUUGUUUAUGUGUGACGUUGACGUUGUGUUCAGUGCCAAAUUUCUCGACCGAUGCCGCUGGAAUGCAAAGGCUGGCAAAAAGGUCUACUAUCCAGUCGUGUUCAGUUUAUACAAUCCACAUGUUGUGUAUACGCUGCAGGGCAAAGAAGUGCCACCUGAAACGGAUCAACUAUUGAUUUCUCGUGAUACUGGCUUCUGGCGUGACUUUGGAUAUGGAAUGACCUGUCAGUACCGGUCAGAUUUUCUAAAGAUACGUGGCUUCGACGAGGAAAUUGUGGGCUGGGGUGGCGAGGAUGUAAUGCUCUAUCGGAAGUACGUUCGUUCGAAUAUUAAAAUCAUCCGUGCCACCGAUCCGGGAAUCUUCCACAUAUGGCAUCCGAAGGUCUGUACUGGAGUAAGCAGUGGCCAACGCUUAACAGCCGAUCAAUAUCGAGCCUGCAUCAGGUCAAGGGCUCUCAAUGAAGCCUCUCAUGCUCAGCUAGGAUUUUUGGCUUUCCGGGACGAUAUUGCUGCCCAUUAUCAUGACAAUAAUACUCACAUUCAGACAAAUAGCAUCCUGUCGUCGUCCUCGGGCAAAGGACAUCAUCCAGUGACACUUUUCGACCAGGCACAAUCGCUGCCUGUUGUGGCAGCCAAGAACAAUAGUGCCAUUGCAGCUGCCUUACCAGUGGCCAAAAACAUCAAGGACAAUAACAUCAAUCCAGCAAGAGCUGGUGGUAAAAAAAAUCGCUCAAGUGAAAAUCGACGAAAACCAGCGACGGGGAACACUUGAUUGUCAAACUGGGAGCAUCAGGAGAGCAUUUGGAAGGUUGAAUUUUAAAAGAAAUUUAUAAAAAAAAAAAAGAAAAACAAUCGACUUGGAUUUGGUUUUGAAUCUUUUUGGUAGAAUAUUAUAUUUUUGAACGUAAAAUGAGUAUUUUGCUAUAAGUUUGAAGAUUUUGUAAGUGUUGUGAUAAAUGAUUGUUUUUUUUUUAUUUUUCAUGGGACAGCUUUC